This is a messenger RNA of Prunus mume (Japanese apricot), 1648 nucleotides long. The record is from RefSeq and is a predicted model, not a curated record. Lineage: Eukaryota; Viridiplantae; Streptophyta; Magnoliopsida; Rosales; Rosaceae.
CACGAUCGCUACAUUCGCUACCUUUCACUGCCAUUCUCUACAAGUUUUGAUCAGUCGCUAAUUAAUCGCACUGACUAUAUUGCUAAUCUCUCUGUUAUUCAAUUAAUUUCCACUCGAAAUUGAUUUAUUGAUUUAUGGCUCUUCCUAAAUCAAACCCUAGGGUUUCAGCGUCCAUGAAGAUGAAAAGGGUCUCUGAUGCUAUGAAGCCUCAGAAAACUGCCAUGGCCAAGAGAGGCUCCACUCUGAAGAAUAAGGCCGGCCGACUCUCGAAGCUGUGCGAUAUUGCCGUUUACAUGAUCGCUCUUGGUGCCGACGGCAAGAUCAACGAUUGGCCGGAAAACCAACAAGAUUUGAAAUCAGUUCUACUCAAGUACAAGAAUCUGAAGAGGGGUUUCAAAGAUCGAAUUGAAAAGGGUCUGUUCUCCGUCGAAAAGGGUUUCUUGGAAAUUGUUGAUGAUCGAGAAAAUCGGGAUUUGGGUAUUCAGGAUAAUUGCUUGGGGGCCAAGUUGGAGUCUUUGAAUGAGAGGAUCGGAGCUGUGACGAUGGAGAUGAUGAUGAGGGAUGACGGUAAGUGCAGUUUCAUGGACUUGUACAAGAAUAUCAUGGAACCAGAUCCAGCAGAUCAACAACAACUAUCAUCUCUUAAUCUUAAUUUGAAUCUUCAUCCAACUGAUCUCGUCGAACCCAGACCCAAACCCAAUUUAAUUGGUGAGAUUAAUUUGAAUCUUGAUCCAGGUGAUCUCGUCAUACCCACACCCAAACCCAAUUUAAUUGGUCAGAUUAAUUUGAAUCUUGAUCCAGAUAACGUCGUCAUACCCACACCCAAACCCAAUUUAAUUGGUCAAUUUCAGCAAGAUUAUCUUUCAUCAAUUCAUGAACCAACUGUGGAUGCAAAUGAUUAUCUCAGUUUGGUAUUGGAUAAUGAUGAUCAUAAUGAUGUUGGUCUAAUGGAAGAUUAUCUGCAACUUUAUGAUCUUGAAUUGCCAGAAGAACCACAAGAGCAGCUGCAGUCGCAAUCACCUUCUGUGCCAAGUGUGGAAAUUAGUGAUGAUGAUAUGAAGUUGCUAUUGAGUGAUUGUGAGAUUGGUUUGAUGGAAGAUGAUAUGCAGUUUUGUGAUGAUCUUGAUGAUUAUGAGCCAACUGUGGAUACUAUUUAUGAUUUUCUCAGUUGGGUAUUGGGUGAUGAAGAUCAAAAUGAUAAUAAUGCAAUGGAAGAUGAUGUGCAACCUCAUAGCACUUAUCAUAUUACUGAUGAUGAGCAUGAUGACAUUAGGUUGCUGUUGACUGAUUGUGAGAUUGGGUUGAUGCAAGAAGAUUUGCAGUUCUGUGACAAUGACUUGAGUGAAUUUUUGGCGCCUCUUCAAACCAUGUUGCUACAAGACCCACAACAUCAGCCUCAUUCCGAGUUAAAUCUUAAUUUCUAGUCUUCAUCUGUAAUUUUAUGUUUUUCAGUAGCUUAGGUCAAAAUCUGUUGUGUUUCUGUUUGGUUGAUUGGAUGGCCAUCUCAGGAUCAAUCCUUAUCAACCAAAAUCUGAUGAUGUAUAUUCUGCAAUAUUAGACCAGAUUAUUCUAUGUUUUUCUUUGUACAGCUCAAGUGAAGAGCUUUUGGUGUAGAUCCUUUUAUUCAUCAUACUUUCACACCACAAGU